AUAUCUAGCUAGCUAGCAAGCUAACGCUAGCUGAGUUGGUGUCUAACACGAUUGCCUGUUGUUGAAAAUGAGUGUUUUAUUAUCUAGCAGCUAGCUACUGAGGUUACUUAGCCAGAUGUUAACAAAGGUGAAGGACGAGGCGCUAACUACCUUGUUUGCAAACGAAGGCCAAGGAAGGAACGCGUGACUGGAUUUUUCGCAACGUUGGUUAACGUUAUGCUGCUAAUUUAACUAGCCUACAGGAAAUUCCCUGCCUUGACGCUAACAUUAGCGUUUCCAGCGAAGGUAGCUAGCUAACCAUUGAAAGAAGUCACGCUGGUUUAUUAUGAGGCUUAAUUAACCUUUCUAACGUCAGACUAGGGGUGGUAGCUAACUAGUCAACUAAGAAGUAUGAUAUUUGCCAGCCACAGUUAACGCUGUGUUUUUACUACCAGGGUGUCAACUUCUGCCGCAUUGGCAGAUUUGGGUUCGAAAGCUAGCGUGACAUUUUCUACCUACUUGUCCUGUUGCAGGUGAUUAUGACAUGCUUCAUGCCAUGCAUCGAAAGUUAAAGACGAGUAAAAACCAGAUAAAGGUGGACCUAGUGGAUGAAAACUUCACAGAGCUGAAGGGGGAGAUCGCAGGGCCACCUGACACGCCAUAUGAAGGUGGCAGAUAUCAACUAGAAAUUAAAAUUCCAGAAACAUAUCCCUUCAAUCCACCAAAGGUGCGAUUUAUCACAAAGAUCUGGCAUCCCAACAUCAGCUCAGUCACAGGUGCUAUAUGUCUGGACAUCCUCAAAGACCAGUGGGCGGCAGCUAUGACGCUGAGGACAGUGCUGUUGUCACUACAGGCCUUACUGGCAGCUGCAGAACCAGAUGACCCACAGGACGCUGUGGUGGCCAAUCAGUAUAAGCAGAAUCCAGAGAUGUUCAAACAGACGGCCAGACUCUGGUCUCAUGUGUACGCCGGCGCCCCCUCCUCCAGCCCAGAGUACACACGCAAAAUAGACAAACUCUGUGCCAUGGGCUUUGACAAAAAUGCAGUAAUAGUGGCGUUGUCGUCGAAAUCCUGGGAUGUGGAGACAGCAACAGAGCUACUGCUCAGUAACUGAGUCUCAACGCCCCCAUCUGACCCCUCUCCUUCAGUCUCCCUCCAUCUGAAGCCCUCUUCUCUGCUGUCCCUCUGACCCCUCACCCCUCUCAUCUACCUGUUGGAUACCCCCUCUCAACCUCCUGGCAUUUCUCCCAUUGUCAUCAUCUCUGUACCACUCUCCUCCAUCUUCCCUGCCAUCUUCACAUUGGCAUUGUUCCCUGCCAUCAUUUCACAUACCUCAAUCAAAUGACUCCUUCCCUUAGGCCAUGUGCCAUUCCUCUCCCUCUCUACUCAUGCUAUUCAUGUCCAUUACCAUCCCAACUCCUUCAGACUCACUGGCUUUGUCUAAACACUCUCCACCGGCGUCCUAUGACGUAUACAAUCCUUUUACAUCAGUUAUGACCUUGAAGAAAUAAGGAAGUGUUGUAGGAUUGUUUGAACAGAGAAAUCUCCACCAUUUUGGCACUUACCACAUCACUGAUGUUUCCUAGCACUUGCAGUAGCCAUAUGAUGUGUCAACUGUCUUAGUCUUACCAUCCUAAACUCUCCACCCCAUCAGCAGGGAGUCCCACCCCUCUCAAGCCUGUCAUGACUAUCAUCAUCACUCUUUCUUCUUCCCCCUUUUUUUUAUCUGGUUCUGGCCUCCUACAGGAAGACGAUUUAGAUUCCCGUUUUUAAAAAGAGAGAAAGAAAACAGAAACGCUCAGCGCACUGUUCACCGAUAACGCUACUCAAGCAAAUUUAAGACUGGGAGUUUAAAAAAAAUAGUGGUUUGAAAGAUAUCGCAUCCACUGAACUACGCCAACAGAGGUAAAAAAAAUAAAAAAUAAAAAAAACUCAAAAGAAUUCAUCUGUAAAUAAAGCUAUUAAAGUCUGUGUAAAUUAA
This is a messenger RNA of Salmo salar (Atlantic salmon), 1960 nucleotides long. RefSeq names its product ubiquitin-conjugating enzyme E2 K. NCBI's taxonomy places the organism in Eukaryota, Metazoa, Chordata, Actinopteri, Salmoniformes, Salmonidae. The record is from RefSeq and is a predicted model, not a curated record. Gene Ontology annotation, molecular function: protein binding.